Messenger RNA from Microdochium trichocladiopsis, 1683 nucleotides. RefSeq lists its product as uncharacterized. The transcript has a single exon. NCBI's taxonomy places the organism in Eukaryota, Fungi, Ascomycota, Sordariomycetes, Xylariales, Microdochiaceae. Bases 38 to 1372 code for a protein of 444 amino acids. The record is from RefSeq and is a predicted model, not a curated record.
AGUAACGAGUCAAAAUCCAGUCCACAUCUGAGUUGCGAUGGAAGCCAAAGUGCUCAAGCGCAUAUACAAGGAGAUUGAAGAUGUCAACGAUGACUUCUUCAACCUCCGCACCGUCGUCAAACCCGACCCUGGCGACGAUGUAACGCGCUUUCCGUUCAUCAUGCUGCCCAACGAUGGCGCCAUGGCUCACCUACCGCUUGUUGGCGCACUCUACAUUCCCGAGACAUAUCCAACCUCUCCUCCCAUCGUGCACCUCUACACCAGAACCGGACGCUACAACGUCGAUGUCUACCAUCACAACGCGACGGGGAAUAACAGAGGGCUCAGUAGUCUCUGCUUCAAUAUCCUACGCGCAGAAUCACCUGGUGGAUACGGAUCCGGCACCUGGACACAAGCAUGCACCCUCUCGGCCUUAUUCGCAACCCUUAUGUCGGCCAUCGUGUCUCUGUACGUGCCCCAAGAGGGCGGGGGCCGUAGAGCCGAGUUCGUCUCAAUAGAGGGCUUGCGCCGCGUAAAGGAACAAGUCAGGAAGAGCUUCGAGGAGCACAAGAAGACGCUGCCUCCAGUUCCGCAAAUCCCGCUCGUAGCAGCCACGCGAGUGCCAGCAGAGGAGCUCGCGUUUCCAGCUGAAAUCGCCACUGGCGUGUAUGCCGGCCGAGGGCAACAGUAUGGAAACAUGGGCUCCCCGGGCCAUGACCAGAAAGUCACGGCGGGGCCCAUCUAUUUGCAGACUGGAGAUCCAAAGGCUGUUUAUACCUUUGCAGUUGACCUCUGCGAUCUUCACGAAAACGUCGUCUUCUCCAUCGUCCUUAGCAACUGUCUUAACGACUUGACCGGGCGAAAGUCGGACACCAUACUCGUCCGUAACGGCGUGACCGCCACGGCGGCGCGGAAGUGCGCUGACAAACCGACGCAGUGGUUCUACCAUGGCAAACCAAUGAAUGAUGGUAACAUGCGGCUGCAUGUUACGAUUGGGCAGGACCAGAUGACCAUGGCGUACUACUCUGAAGAUGGGCGCCGAUGCGUUUUCGGUGACUGUCCUGUGUCAUGGCUGACAGCCAAAGAGCUCGGCGAUGUCCGCGGUGUUCCAUUCUGGGUGCAUAUUUUCACCAGCAACAAGUCCGAGACGCCGGCGAAGAUCUACACGCUCGAUACAGGUGGAUAUGGGUACAUAUUUCGGGAUGCGGAGGAUCGCGAGUUUGAGUUCGUGGAUGGUGCAGACGAGGAAGUGCCUCCCAAACGGAAAGAGGUACAGCAAGAUGAUGAUAAAGUUGAUGCAGGUAAUCCCAAGACGGAUAAAGGGUCGGUCGAUGUGGACAGCUUGUUAGCCAUGUUUAGAGCAGCAGAUGUUUCUAGUAAACCUGCAAAAUGAGCAGUAGUCAUGAGCCGUUUUGAGACGUAACCUCAUCCGGCAUAGAAAGAUGCACUGCUCAAGUACCAGGCGCGUGGUUGAAUGAAUAGUCGGACUCAACAGGUCUUGUAGUUUGUGUCCGUGUCUAGCACAGACCUUUCGCCGUUAGUGUGACAGCCUGGUGUGAAGGUGUUCUGAAGCAAUCAAUGGCCUGGACCUGAACUUGCAAAAUAACAGAAACUCAGUUUAUUAACCUUCUUUGGCUGGUGGUUAUAAUCAUGGCAAACCGUAGAAGAUUAUGUAAAAUCAUUCACGCUGGAGAUGUGACGUAG